Molecule: messenger RNA, 1305 nt
Organism: Saprolegnia parasitica CBS 223.65
Lineage: Eukaryota; Oomycota; Saprolegniomycetes; Saprolegniales; Saprolegniaceae
Exons: 9
Coding region: 52-1305 (417 amino acids)
Biological process (GO): endocytosis; intracellular protein transport
Cellular component (GO): clathrin adaptor complex; cytoplasmic vesicle
Source: RefSeq, a predicted model, not a curated record
UCGGCUUUGUGGUCAUCGACCUCGUUUGCGCUCCGUCGCUGCGCCGCCGCCAUGAUCCAGAGCCUCUUCAUCCUCACGUCCACGGGCGAGAUCAUCAUCGAGAAGCACUGGCGGGGCACGACGAACCGCCACGUGUGCGACUUCUUCGUCGACGAAGUCAACAAGUACAAGCUGCGCGAGGAGGUGCCUCCGAUCCUCAACACGAGCAAGCACUACUUCAUCAACGUCUACCGUGAAGGCCUCUUCGUCCUCGCCGUCAUUUCGCACGAGAUCAUGCCGUUGAUUGUCAUGGAGCUGCUGCACCGCGUCGUCUCGGUCUUCCGCGACUACUUUGGCACGUUUGACGAGAAUGCGAUCAAGGACAACUUUUCGACCGUCUACCAGCUCCUCGAAGAGAUGAUUGACAAUGGGUACCCGCUGACGACCGAGCCCAACGCGCUCAAGUCCAUGGUCGCGCCGCCGACGACCGUCAACCGCAUUGCCGCCAUCGUCUCGGGUCGGUCGCGCGUCAGCGACAUGCUGCCGGACGGCGCAAUCUCCAACAUUCCGUGGCGCAAGGCCGGUGUCAAGUACACCCAGAACGAAAUCUACUUUGACAUUGUCGAAGAGAUCGAUGCGAUCGUCGAUACUCAUGGCCAAAUGAUCUCGUGCGAAGUCAACGGCAUCAUCAACGGCCACAGCCGGCUCUCGGGCGUGCCGGACCUCACCAUGGUGUUUGUCGACCCGUCGGUCAUUGACGACUGCUCGUUCCACCCGUGCGUGCGCUACUCUCGCUACGAGCGCGAGCGCGUCGUGUCGUUCGUCCCGCCCGACGGGCAGUUUGAGCUCAUGCAAUACCGCGUACAAGUGCAGCAAAUGGUGCCGCCGAUCUACUGCCAGCCGCACAUCAAGUGGUCCGAGAAGGGUGUCGGCAUGCUCGAGCUCUCUCCUUCUUCUUUAACUAUUUGGCGAGUAGCCGAAGACAUUACGGUCGAAGUGACGUUUCCAAAGAGCGUGCGCACGGUCGACACCAACACGGAAGUCGGCAGUUGCCUCUACGAUGACUCGACCAAAACCAUCAAGUGGAACGUCGGCAAGCUCAACACCAAGAAGAACGUGGCGCCGACGCUCAAGGGCUCGGUGCUCUUGCAGCUUGGCGCAGCGAUUCCGGAUGAAAAGCCGAUUGUGCUUUUGGGCUUCAAGGUGCCGUUCACGACGGUGAGCGGGCUCACGGUCGAGACGCUCGUGCUCACAAACGAGUCGUACAAGCCGUACAAGGGCGUGCGCACGCUGACCAAGUCGGGCCGGUUCCAAAUUCGCAUGUAA